This is a messenger RNA of Dothidotthia symphoricarpi CBS 119687, 831 nucleotides long. RefSeq lists its product as uncharacterized. The record is from RefSeq and is a predicted model, not a curated record. Lineage: Eukaryota; Fungi; Ascomycota; Dothideomycetes; Pleosporales; Dothidotthiaceae. Bases 129 to 743 code for a protein of 204 amino acids. The transcript has a single exon.
CAGGGUGCGGCUGGACGCUAUGUUUGGAACGCGAUCGUGUGUGUGGGUUGGAGUUGCUUGGCAACCAUGACCAUGAUACGGUGUUGGUGUGGUGGUAAAUUGGAUGCAUCACGUACGCGGACUUUGCCAUGGUCACUGUCGCAGGGCGAACGAAGUCAAGCUUUGGGCUUUGCGUUCCUCUGUUUGAUGAGCCGGGCGGGCUGGCGGACCGGAAUGCAGUGAAGGCAGCCCCUUGCAGUGGUGGUGCAGGCGCAGAGGUGACGGGAGCGGUUUGGAGGCGACUCUACUUGAAACUGGGCCCGUUGGUGGUGAAGCGUGGUACGGCGUGCACGAUGGGAAUAGAUACGAGCGCCACAUCUGGGAGAGAUGUCCUGGGCGCACGAUGCAAGGUACCCCAGGUCUUUGGCGGUGGGUCUGUGCGCUCGACGAGGAAAUCUCAAUUUAGCGAACGAUUCAAGGGUCUGCGAUCGGCGAGAGGAAAUGAAAUGAGGUCGAUGGCGAGCGCAGGUCAGCGAUGCAGGGUCCUGUGUUUGUCAACAAGUGACUGCCACGAUCGAGACAACGCCGUGGUUCUGAGACGCCAGCAGUGUGUGUUUGGUGGGGGUUGUGCACUUUCCCCUGCAGUAGCCCCAGGCGGGCGACAUGUCACGUCGGGCAUAAAGACGACGACGGCACACUGCGUGCAUGCAUGGCGGAUGCGAGUCGCAGAGUGUGCACGGGCAGGCACGGCGGGCGGCGGAUGACGAAUAGGGACGUGUGUCGACGUUGGGCGGUGGAUGGUGAUUUGGGUGUGGGGUACUGGCGGCGAGUGAAACCUGAUUGUGCAGGCUG